CCUCCUCCCUCGCAAGAAGGAUCUUGUGCUGCAAAAUCCAGAGCCCCCAGAACGCGAACGGAGAAGGCGACGACGACGUCGACGACAAUGGCGAAGACGACCGAUGGAGCGACCGAUUGAGAAAGCGAGAGAGCGAGAGAGGGCUUGGGGCUGUAACUGCGAGGCGGAUUAAAUUUAGUCGCGGGGUCAGCUCGAAUUGAUUUUGGCGUGGGCACUUGAAAUUCUGCCGAUUUCGCGUUGGCAGCGGACGCAGCGUGGGGCACCGGAAAGCAGCAAUCGAGGCCCCGAGCGAGGCAUGGGCGUCAUGUAGCAGCAGCGGAAGGAAGGAAGUGCGACCGGAAGAGAAGAGAAGAGAAGAGAGAGAGAGAGAGAGAGACAGACAGAAGGUACAAGGACAGAGGGAGCGAGCGAGGGAGGACGGGGCCACAGCACGACGUGCGUGUGUGCGGGGAAGAGGGCGCACUGCGUCGGGGAGUGUGGUGAGGUGUGGUGGUACCGAUGAGCGCGGUAAGCGCCUACUGCCAUCACCAACUCCGUAGGACUAGUGGGGCAGAGAUUUGCGACAGAAAGGUGAGGUGAGGUGAGGUGAGGUGUGGGGGAAGGGGGAGGGGAGAGGAGAGGAGAGGAAGGAAGGAAGGGGGCUGGGGGUGGGGCUGGGGCUGGGGGCCGUGGUAAAGGCAAGGCAUGCAGAGAGAAUACAGGACGGGACCGGAUGGGAUGCGAUGGGGCUGCAGUGGAGAGCGUAUGUAUGUGCAUAACUUGUUCCGCUCGGCUGCCGCUGCUGCUGCUGCUGCUGCUGCUCGGCAUACAAUCAAAAACAGUUGUGCUCUGAGCGUAGUGGUGGAAUCCGUCCGUCAACACUUGGCCCUCUGUCUUCUGUCUACUAGCGCCUUCCUCGCCUGGCGUGACCCGCUUUCCUUGCCUUGCCUUGUGACCUUCUUCGUCUUUUUCUUUCUAUACCCGGCCCACUCCCACGCCCACCCCCACGCCCACGACCCAGCCCAGCCUAGCCCAGCCCCGCCCCAGCCCCAUCCCAUCUCAUCUCAUCCCCCGCUUUGCCUCCCUCCCCCGGCAGCCGGGCAGGCAGCAGCAGACAGCCCCAUCCAUCCCAUCCAUCAUCGUCCCCCCCUUGCGCCACUGCUCUGCUGCUUUCCUUCCUUCCUUCCUUCCCCUUCCUUACUCUGCUCCUUACUCUCCUUCAAGUGAAGAAGCUGCAGAAGAAGCUGAACAAGAGAAGAAGUUGAAGCAGAAGAGAACUACCAGCCGGAUGUCUGUCUGUCUGUCGUUCUGUCUGACAAUACUCGUGAAUUUCCAGCACCCCGACUAGAUAGCCUGCACAGAGAAACGUCCCGAGUCGAAGAAUGCUCUAUUAACUCACCUCCGCUCUCUCCUUCUCCUCCUCCUCCUCCUCCUCUACCUCUCGCCCCGCCGCUCGCCAUCACGCAUCUGUCUCUCUCAGUCUCUCUCUCGUCCCACCUCUUCUUCUUCUUCUUCCACUACUGCAACACUCGCAUCUCAUCUCAUCUCUGAUCGAUUGACCGACUGACGUGACCGCCCGACCACACCAGAGUGCCUCUUGGUUUCGUCUUUACUUCUUCUGCUGCUGCUCCUCCUCACACUCGUCGCACCAUUGUGCUGUCUCACAAUCUCCUCCAAUCCUCGAUCACUCCUGCUCCCGUGCGUCUGUCGAUGCUCUCGUCGUCCCGCGAGCGCGUUACAGCAGCUCGUUCUUGAACGUGAGCUGAAUUGAAAUUACGCACUACCUCGGUAUUCUUGCCUUCUUGUUGCCCAGCAGCAUCCGUCCGUCAGUCCGCCGGUGCGCGUUUUUCUUGGUUCUGCACAAGCACGCUUCGUGCAAUCCGCCUGUCGAGAAUUGCGCCGGGCUUGAGUCGCGGGAGGUUCUUGCCUCGCGACUGGCAGCUUCUUUGCGGGGGGAAUUGUUGGCUCCGAGGAUUCGCAGCUGGUCUUUGGGCAGUAGGAUAGCAUUUUAUGUUGAAUUCUUGCGAAUGCUGGAGUGGAACGCCUCGACAGCUCUUCGAUCGCCUGCGAUUGUGGCUCGCUGAUGCGAAAGAAUUAGAAUCGCUGCGCACUGCUCCCCGCGAGGCGCCGCUUGGACUUGGGCUCUAGCUGUAGAGGAGACGCGAGGUCUCGGGUUUUUAGCGCAAUUCGUAACGGACGGUACGAUAGCUCACAGGGAAAGCAGGAAGGAGCGGGCACGCAAAGAAGUGACCAUAGGGAUACAGGAAUUAUCAGGAGUUUCAAGAAUAUCUCACGAAGAGAUGGCCGUGCAAGCUCAAUACCCCUCGAAUGUGCUCGUACCCGAGUUCCGCAACAGGGCGCGGCCGAUUUUUGGAGGUGAAAACCGGAACUUCUUAGCACCUAGCUCGUUCCAACCGAAUUCAUUUGUGGAUGACUUCCAUCUGCAGAAUUCCUCGAAUGCGCCGACGAGCCAAUUGCGGCUCUUCAAUCCAUUGGUAGUUCCCAAUCAUGGGCACCAGGCGACGAUCAAUGCUUCCAUGUACUCAGAAGCCGACAAUGAGCUCGCCUGCAACCUCAUCGGGUCCAGGAAAAGGCCACGCGAGACGGAUGAGCUACUGUCCAAUUCCAGGCACCAAUUGAUGGCCGUGCCAGAUUUCCAUCAAAGUCACGGAUCUGGGGCCGUGGUUCUUCCUCAGUCGAAUUCCGUCUCCACCGGUCUCCGCCUCACCUUCGAAGAUGACCGGCUGAAUUCCGCCUCAUCGCCUUCCACGAGCGGGAGGGGCGAAGUCACUUCUUCGCUGUACUCCGUCGUGGGCGAGGAAUUGAGCUCUCAAUUGGUCCAGCAGAAGGAGGAAAUCGACCAGUUUUUCAAGACUCAGAACGAGCAGGCGAGACAGCUUCUCGAAGAGAAACGGGUCCGCCACUCGAGAGCGCUGAUCGCAGCAAUCGAGGAAGGAGUGUCUAGGAGGCUUAGGGAGAAGGAUUUAGAGGUGGAGAAGUGCAAACGCAGGAAUAUGGAGCUCGAAGAGCACGCGAGGAAGCUCAAUCUGGAGCUACAUCUAUGGCAGAACAAGUUGAAGUCCAGCGAGGCACAGGUACUCGCAUUGAGAAGCAACCUGCAACAAGCUCAGCAGGCUGUGCAACUGAGCAGGGAACAGAGCAAGGAAGGAUGCGGGGACAGCGAAGCGGACGACGCUGCGUCCUCGCACCACGACGAUUUGGCCGACGCCCAAGCUCGGGCAUUCAGAGAGAAUAAGGAGCUCAAGGAACAGAGAACUUGCAGAGUGUGCCGCUGCAACGACGUUUCCAUCCUCCUCCUACCGUGCCGACAUCUUUGCCUGUGCAAAGAUUGCGAGGGACGAUCCACCACCUGCCCGCUGUGCCAAUCGCCGAAAAAUGCCAGUGUGCAAGUUUACAUGUCAUGAUGCACGAUCACCUCGAGAAUCUCCGUUGGCACCGUCACAUCGGGCAGAAGGGGCGAUUCGCACGUAGAUUGUAGUACCACUCACAGUAGCGCAGGAUAUGAAAAAAUUACUUACACAACUGUUUCUUAGAUGAAAGGUUACUUUUAGGAGACAAUGGUCAUACCCAAAUGUCAGAUCAGUCAGGGUACAUAUCGGUUCAGGCAUAUAUGGUGGCGGCAAUCGUCAUGGUCAAGACCAUUAUACAGCGGAGAUGUUUCAUUCACACGUUUACGCGUAGUUCUUGUAGUUUUGUAAUGGACACAUGUUUAUAAAAGUGUUCUUUAGUUUUAGUUCGAGGGACAUUUUGUUAUGACCAUACCAUCAGACGCGCACCUCUUGAUGUAUGGCAUUCUCUGUACAUGAAAAUUCUUUUCAGCCCCACAUCUUAAUUGUUUGCC
Marchantia polymorpha subsp. ruderalis is the source of this 3841-nucleotide messenger RNA. Lineage: Eukaryota; Viridiplantae; Streptophyta; Marchantiopsida; Marchantiales; Marchantiaceae. The record is from the annotation of a GenBank genome assembly.